GUCUGUGCCACCAUAAUGGUGCACAUGAAUGUCCUGGUGGAUGCUCUCAAGAGCAUUAACAAUGCUGAAAAGAGAGGCAAAUGCCAGGUUCUUAUCAGGCCAUGCUCCAAAGUCAUCCAGUUUCUAAUUGUAACGAUGAACCAUGGUUACAUUGGCGAAUUUGAAAUUGUUGAUGAUCAUAGAACUGGGAAAAUUGUUGGGAACCUCAUGGGCAGAUUAAACAAGUAUGGAGUGAUCAGCCCCAGAUUUGAUGUACAGCUCAAAGAUGUAGAAAAAUGGCAGAAUAAUCUCCCAUCUCACCAAUUUGGUUUCAUUGUACUUACCUCAGCUGGCAUCCUGGACCAUGAAGAAGCAAGAUGA
Leopardus geoffroyi (Geoffroy's cat) is the source of this 360-nucleotide messenger RNA. Its product is annotated as 40S ribosomal protein S15a-like. Gene Ontology annotation, cellular component: ribosome; cytosolic small ribosomal subunit. NCBI's taxonomy places the organism in Eukaryota, Metazoa, Chordata, Mammalia, Carnivora, Felidae. Gene Ontology annotation, molecular function: structural constituent of ribosome. Bases 16 to 360 code for a protein of 114 amino acids. The transcript has a single exon. Gene Ontology annotation, biological process: translation. The record is from RefSeq and is a predicted model, not a curated record.